This is a messenger RNA of Astyanax mexicanus (Mexican tetra), 4728 nucleotides long. It is a transcript of the gene nr1d2a, whose product is annotated as nuclear receptor subfamily 1, group D, member 2a. The transcript has 8 exons. The coding region runs from base 316 to 1926 and encodes 536 amino acids. Gene Ontology annotation, biological process: negative regulation of transcription by RNA polymerase II; hormone-mediated signaling pathway; cell differentiation. Gene Ontology annotation, molecular function: nuclear receptor activity; zinc ion binding; RNA polymerase II cis-regulatory region sequence-specific DNA binding. NCBI's taxonomy places the organism in Eukaryota, Metazoa, Chordata, Actinopteri, Characiformes, Acestrorhamphidae. The record is from RefSeq and is a predicted model, not a curated record.
GAGCAGCAACCACCACUCACUCAUCAUUCACCUCCCCAGGCUCGAGCUGAAGCACGAGCUCGUAUCUCCAGUACAGCAUUGUUCUUCUGUUUUUAUUUUAUUGUUGGGAGGAUUUGGGGAACUUCUGAGAACUCGAGGACUCCUGAGAGCUGAGUUGGAUGGACAUGGUCCUGUGUGCUGACUCCAGAGCUAAGUGCUGUGUGUGAACCAAAAACAACAGUGUUCAUUGGUGUUAAAGCUGCUUUACAAACACUUCUGCUCUAAAGAAGAUUUCUCACUGUCCUGCAAGAAGAAGCUGAUUUUCUAGCUGGAGACAUGGCAACCCAACCAGCUGGAGUGAUCGCCUACAUCCGCAGUUCAGGCUUCGCCUCCAGCCCGGAGUCGAGUAUGAGCGACAGCUCCAGCAGCCAAUCGCCUUCAGCGUCUCCGCCCCCGCCCGCAGCCCCGCCCCGCAGAGUGGAGCUGCCCACCGCCGGCGCCCUCAGUGUGCCAAAACCCGCCCCCUCCCGCUCCGAGAGGAACACUCUGUCCACGGCCAAGAGCGGCAUCACCAAGCUGAAUGGGAUGGUGCUGCUGUGUAAAGUGUGCGGAGACGUGGCCUCGGGUUUCCACUACGGCGUGCACGCCUGCGAAGGCUGCAAGGGAUUUUUCCGAAGGAGCAUUCAGCAGAACAUCCAGUAUAAGAAGUGCAUGAAGACGGAGAGCUGCACCAUCGUCCGCAUCAACAGGAACCGCUGCCAGCAGUGCCGAUUCAAGAAGUGCUUAUCGGUGGGCAUGUCCCGAGACGCCGUGAGGUUCGGACGCAUCCCGAAGCGAGAGAAGCAGCGGAUGCUGCUGGAGAUGCAGAACGCCAUGAACAACAUGAUGAACGGCGGCCAGCUGCACAGCGACUGCACCGUGCUGCAGGACUCCGGCUCUUCCUCAUCCUCGUCCUCCUCGCCUCCCUCGUCGCCGCAGUGCCCGCGGGACUCGGAGUCGGUCGUCUCCAUGGAAACGUCGAUGAGCUCCGCCUCGUCCUGUUCGUCGGACAGCGGCGAGGAGGACGCGCUGGGCUCCGGGCCAGCAGGGGGUGCCCUGUCGCCUCCGCUCACCGAGAGGCUGAGCGACAACUGUGUAGACGGACAGCGGCCGUGGAACAACGACGCCGACUUCACCAGCCAUCACAAGUCUCCCUACGACCGCUGCCCGCGGAUCACCAGCGGGUACCACACAGCACCGCCGCAGUGCAGCAGCGCCCCCAGUGGAGCACGAAUGGAUAACAGCGCUUACUGCCAGUACAGCAGACAUAACAUGAACGAGCUCGCCGCACAAGGAGGGAAUCGAGGACACCUGGUGUGUCCUAUGAACACCUCACCUGUCGUAGACCCGUCGAAGCCCAGUCACGAGAUCUGGGAGGAGUUCUCUCAGAGCUUCACUCCGGCUGUGAGGGAAGUGGUGGAAUUAGCUCGACAGAUCCCGGGUUUCCAGGAACUUUCCCAACACGACCAAGUCAGCCUGCUUAAAGCAGGAACGUUUGAGGUGCUGAUGGUGCGUUUCGCCUCGCUGUUUGACGUGAGGGAGCGCACGGUGACGUUUCUGAGCGGGCGGAGGUACAGCGUGGAGACGCUGAGGUCGAUGGGAGCCGGAGAGCUCCUCGCCUCCAUGUUCGACUUCAGUGAGAAGCUGGCGGCUCUGCAGCUCAGCGCUGAGGAGGCCAGUCUCUUCACCGCCGUGGUUCUGGUGUCUGCUGAUCGCACAGGCAUCGAGGACGUGAGCUCCGUCGAGGCUCUGCAGGAGAACCUGAUCAGAGCCCUGAGGAACCUCAUCAUGAGGAACCAUUCCAACGAGGCGGCCGUCUUCACCAAGCUGCUGCUGAAGCUUCCAGAACUGCGCUCCCUCAACAACAUGCACUCAGAGGAGCUUCUGGCCUUCAAGGUCCACCCUUAACUCUGAGACCAGCCUCCCAAAGUCCCCCGGACCCCCUCUUUCCUUCCUCCCGCGGACCAAAAAACGGGGGUUUUAGAUUAAAACUGAACUGAAUGUAUUUACUGCAAGCAGUUUAGGGGUCCAAGCACCAGAGGUGUAGGAAUCCCUGUGUUUUAUAUUGAUUAUAUUAUUACUACUAUUAUUGUCCUUUUAAUUUUAAAGGCUUGAGGAACAGAGUGUUGGAAAUGCUGUAUUUUUCUGUAAAUAUAUAUAUAUAUAUAAAUAUACUUAACAUAUUAUGUUUUAUUACAUUUGCACUCGUUAAUGAUUGCAGUAUUGCAGUAUUGGAGACGUAUAAGAGAUGUUUUACUGUUUAAAAGGACGUCGAGACAAACACUGAAUGAUGUUGAGACCCGUUUCUGACUAAUGGCACAGAACCACUGCUGUUUUCUUGCCAAGUGUUGAGUAUUGAGUCAUAAGCGUAUCGUCACUGUCACGCAAAAGCAAAAAAAAAAAAAAAAAUCACAGUUUUUUAAUAUUUUGUCCAUUUUUUAUGACAAUUGGUCCAGUUAAAUACUCCAAAAUAUGGCUUGGGCUACAAAACAGGUUAAAUUUUAUGGUUUCCAUUGCAAUAUGGCUACCCAAACUGUUCCCACAUAGACAUAUCAUCUAAGAAAGAGCAUUAAAAGGUUAACAGACAGUUUCUCUCUCUGACUCCGGCCACUGAUGCCGAAGAAGCAAGACUUUCUAAGAAUUUCUAAAUAGUGAUUCCUUGAGCCACUAAGUAUUUUGGUAACGCUUCCUAUGAACCCUGUAUUCAUAAUGCACUAUAUGACAUGCAUAAUUCCUUAUAAUGACUGUAAUACGCCAGUAUUAUAGUUCAUAAGUUCUUACAGGGACAUUCAUAACACAUUAUAAACUACAAGUAUAAGGGUUUAUAAAGAAAGGGUUCAUAAGAACAUUGUACAAUGUAGUCUUGCAGACUUUAAGUGAAGUGAGCACUUGAAGGCACUUAAAAACACACUUUACUUAAAGCCAGUAAAGAGCACUUAUAAUGCUCUAUAAGACAUUACAACAAGGCAUAAUACAAUACAAUCCCACAAAUUUGAACAAUGAUACAGCGUCACAGUCACAAUUAAUUCAUUCUUUUAAAUAUUUAAAACUUGAUGUUUCUGGAUUUUAUUUUUUGUCAGAAAAAAUCCAACUUAGUGUAAAUGGGCCUCAACCUUCUGUGGCAUUAAUUAUAUUUUUUGGGAGAAAAGACAUGCAAAAGUUUACAAAACAAAUGUAAGAAUAUAGCAAGAAUAUAAAUAUAUAUAUAUAUAUAAUAUUUACAUAUUCUUGCUCAUAUAUGUACAGCUAUGGAAAAAAUUGAGUUUCUCUGAUUUUGCUAUUUAUAGGUUUAUGUUUGAGUAAAAUGAACACUGUUGUUUUAUUCUAUAAACUACAGACAACAUUUCUCCCAAAUUCCAAAUAAAAAUAUUGUCAUUUAGAGCAUUUAUUUACAGAUAAUGAGAACUGAUAAUUGACUGAAAUAACAAAAAAAAGAUGCAGAGUUUUAGACCUCAAAUAAUACAAAGAAAACAAGUUCAUAUUAAUAAAGUAGUUUUAAGGGUUCAGAAAUCAAUAUUUGGAGUUUUUUUUUUCAUGCAUCUUGGCAUCAGGUUCUCCUCCACCAGUCUUACACACUGCUUUUGGAUAACUUUAUGCUUUACACUCCUGGUGCAAAAAACUAACUUUUUUUUUAUUUAGGAAAAUAAAAGAAACUCAUUGUAUUGGACGUGCACUGAGCCAAUCAGAAGAAGCCCAGAUAUGAGUUUUUUUUUUGUUUUGUUUUUUGCGUGACAGUGGUUACUAUGGCUGUUCUUAUGCUUGCUUUUUUAUGUGCACUACUCUUUUUUUACCCCUGUACGGAAUAAAGAGGGGAUAUUACGCAGAUGAUCAGAGUUUCUGGACUAUGUGCAAUAGGUGCUAAUGCGAUGUUGUAUGUGUAACUUCUUUUUGCAUCCUUUUAGAAAAAAAAACGACUCCAAAUGUAAAUGUCACACAGUUGUCUUUGUGUUAUUAAUGUUAUUACUGUUAAAAUUGACGUUAUGUUUGUUUUAUUCAUGAAUGUAUGACGGCUAGCAGCCGGGAUGCACUCCGGCUCUGCGUUCGCUUUGAGUUUAUUUUAUUUUAUUUUUGUGGAUGCGCUGCUUUUUGCACAUGGUAAAGUGGAACAGAACGGAACGGAACUGAAAAAACAAGCACAAAUUACCGUUUUUACAUAUCUGUAUUAUCUAUGCAGAAGCCCCUGGCAUCACAGUGGUAUGAUACAGACUGGCACUCAUUGGUCUGUUGACUUAAAAGACUGAUUGGGGUCGUUUUAACAGGAUUAAAGAAGAAGAAUCGAAUUCAGUAUUCGGAUUAACGCCUGCCGUUCGUCUUCCGUAAGAGAAAAAAUACAGGAAACCUGCAUGAAGCCUGAUGAUGACUCGUCAUUCCUGCAACUAACAGAAGGGAUUCUGUUAUUUACGAAGCAUAAGAAGACAGGAAGACGCAUACGGAUGGCCUUUUUUAUAACGACUUGAUGUGUUUUAAUCCAGUCAGUAUGGGAGUAUGGGAGGAGUUUCUCCAGGAGCUCUGUAGCUCCGCCCCUUUUCCACCCCCCUUUUAUCACUAUGCAGCUCAACAAUGCGGAUUAACGCUCCUGUAACGAGUUACAGACCUAAAAUCUCCAUCAUUUCUCCAUUUUUGUCCACAUCUGCUCUGUUGUGUUCUUCAGUUUCAGAUAACUCUCUAUAUAUAAAGUGUAUAGCGUAUGAAUAAAUAUCUAAAAGUGAA